GCCUGAUGCCGUACCGUAAUCGCCCAGUCAAAAGCACCCUCCCGUCAGCUACUAGUAAAAGUCGUACAGCCUUCAUCUCUUGAGAGAAACAAUGGCUUUAGAAUUCCCUGGCUCAGUGCCAUGGAGCUUCCUCCUGUACGGACUCCCGGGCUCCGUGCUCCUGUGGCAGGCCGGCGUGCUGCUGGACCGGCUGUGGUGGCGCCCGCGACGGCUGGAGCGGACCCUGCGCGCGCAGGGCGUCGGCGGCACGCGGUACCGCUUCCUCCUCGGCGACCUCAAGGACUUCGGCCGGCUCAACGACGAGGCCUGGUCGAAGCCCCUGCCGCUGCGCUGCCACGACAUCGUGCCCCGGGUCACGCCGUUCCUCUGCAACAACGUCCGGGACAAUGGCAAACCGUGCUUCUCGUGGUUCGGCCCCAUCACUAACGUGGCCAUCACUGACCCCGAGCUUGUCAAGGACGUGCUGUCAAACAAGUUCGGCCACUUCGAGAAGCCCCAGUUCCCGGCGCUGACCAAGCUUCUCGGCAAUGGCCUCACGACCCAUGAGGGUGAGAAAUGGGUCAAGCAUAGGAGGAUCCUCAACCCUGCUUUCCAUCUUGAGAAGCUAAAGCUCAUGCUACCGGCUUUUUCUGCGAGCUGUGAGGAGCUUGUCAGCAGAUGGAAAGAGUUCCAUGGUUCUGACGGUUCUUGCGAGGUGGAUGUAUGGCCGGAGCUCCAGAACCUCACCGGAGAUGUCAUUUCUCGUACCGCUUUCGGUAGCAGCUAUGUGGAAGGAAGAAGGAUUUUCCAACUGCAGUCCGAGCAAGCUAAGCUCUUCAUAGGUGCGAUCCAGCGGAUUGUCAUUCCUGGUUACCUGUGCUUGCCCACCAAAAACAACAGAAAGAUGCGCAAAAAUAAUAAGGAGGUAGAAUCUAUUUUACGAGGACUAAUUGGAAAAAGAAUUCGAGCUAUGGAACAAGGUGAAGGCCGCGACGAUGAUCUACUUGGUCUAUUGCUAGAGUCAAACUUGAGAGACACGGACGAGAAUGGCCAAUCUAGCAAGGGGAUGACAAUCGAAGACGUCAUCGAAGAGUGCAAGCAGUUCUACUUGGCAGGAAUGGAGACAACGUCAGUGCUCCUGACAUGGACAAUGAUCGUACUAAGCAUGCAUCCGGAAUGGCAAGACCUUGCAAGGCAGGAAGUUCUAGGCCUGUUUGGAAGGAACAAACCUGAGUACGAGGGCCUUAGCCGACUCAAAACCGUGACCAUGAUCCUUCAAGAGGUUCUCCGUUUGUAUCCACCAGCCACCGUAUUCAGCCGGAAAACAUACAAGGAUAUGGAUAUUGGAGGCGUCAGGUACCCCGCUGGCGUGUUUAUUGAGGUGCCGGUGUUGUUCAUAAACCAUGACCCAGACAUCUGGGGAAGUGAUGUCAACGAGUUCAAACCGGAAAGGUUUAGCCAGGGGAUUUCGAUGGCAUCCAAGCAUCCAGGCGCGUUCUUGUCGUUUGGUUGGGGGCCACGGGUUUGCAUCGGCCAGAACUUCGCAUUGCUUGAGGCCAAGAUGGCACUAAGCAUGAUUCUUCAGCACUUCGAAUUCGAGCUCGCCUCGUCGUAUACACAUGCACCGCAUACUGUGAUGACGCUGCAGCCGAUGCAUGGUGCGCAAAUUAAGCUCAGAACUAUCUGACUACAUAUAUAUAUUUAAAAUGCUAAUAUUUUUUUUCAGGUGACUAAUAUAUUGUGUUAGAUAUGUAUUUUAUGGUAAACAAUGUUGCUUGUGUGAUGUGAGCUUUGUACGAGUGAAUAAAAAUGACAUAAUUAAUUAUGCUAAUUGUUGUUAGUGUUGUUGUAUGUUUA
Brachypodium distachyon (stiff brome) is the source of this 1836-nucleotide messenger RNA. Its product is annotated as cytochrome P450 72A15. Gene Ontology annotation, molecular function: iron ion binding; oxidoreductase activity, acting on paired donors, with incorporation or reduction of molecular oxygen; heme binding. The coding region runs from base 92 to 1666 and encodes 524 amino acids. The record is from RefSeq and is a predicted model, not a curated record. Lineage: Eukaryota; Viridiplantae; Streptophyta; Magnoliopsida; Poales; Poaceae. The transcript has 4 exons.